Molecule: messenger RNA, 3313 nt
Organism: Dipodomys ordii (Ord's kangaroo rat)
Lineage: Eukaryota; Metazoa; Chordata; Mammalia; Rodentia; Heteromyidae
Gene: Heatr4
Product: HEAT repeat containing 4
Exons: 16
Coding region: 201-3209 (1002 amino acids)
Molecular function (GO): oxidoreductase activity
Source: RefSeq, a predicted model, not a curated record
CUCUAAGCAUCUUUGGAGGUGCUAGUGAUCCAAUACUGCUAAAUUCUUCACCCAGUGCAUCUAAGAUCUGAUUCCUAAGGACGUCUAUUACAGUUUGUAAAGAGCUCUCUCUGGUUCCUCCCUACAACAUUACAGGUAUCCGGACACUGCAGACCUUACCUCUAGACUAGCAGUGUGGAAAACAGUAUUUGCUGGGAAAUAUGCCCAGGACCAAAAAGAAAAAGACCCCUCUCUCCCCUCAUGGCCCUCCAACAUUCUCCUCUCGGUUGGGAUGGGGCAUAACUUUCUACUACCCCAGACUGAGAGACAAGGAGGCCUGUUCCCCCGUCUCCUGUGUGCCACCUGUCUUCAACUUCAGCCCGAAGCACUGUGCGCACCUCAAGAACCAGUAUCUGAAAAAGGCUGCCGCUAACCUGACCUUCUCUCUGGAGGUGGGGUUGCAGCGGGGGUUGCCCAGCAUGUCUUACAGUCAAUACAACUUUAACCACGUCUACAACACCGAUAACAUCAUCCAGCCUCGCCAGGUCAGGGUCAGGACAGUCCUACCUGAGAAACCUGUCCAGUACAAGUUCCUGUAUCCCGAGGGUGCCUUAGCAGAGGACACGUCCCAGUCUAUAAAGACAGAAAGCCCCGCCAGUGCUAAAAAGAAACUCCAGCCAUCGAAGCCAGUAAGUGUGCGCAGGGAAGCCUUGCACUCUCGUGUCCGUCAUCCCCGCAGGAUUUCAGAUCCACUGGACCUGCCACGGUCUCCAGAUGUGAAUCUGCAAGAAAGGGAAGCCUGGCUUCUGCCUCGUGAGAGAGAGGUCAGAGCCUGGGAGGCCAUUGUGCUGGGAAAGCUGAACAAGCGCACCGCGCGAUGGAUCCAGAGCAAGUUUCCUCAGAGACCCGCACCUGGCGCAGUGCCCAACAAGUGGCAAAGCUUCUUGCACCAGCAGUAUGACUGGAGCCACAUCCGGGAUGAACUCUCCUCUGCCAGCGACCUGGAGCUCCUCAAACAGCUGGAGGCCGAAGAGACUGCAGAAUUGGAGGAUGAAACUAUCACCCUGCACUCUGAGGAAACAAAGAAGCCCGAUCUGCUGCUUCCUGUUUACUACAGAUUACCAGGUUACUCUCCACAAGAAGAGACAACUGAAGCCAUGCCUGACAAUAUGACAGCUAAGGAUCUCAAGGAAAUUAAAAGACCCAUAGAGCCAGUAGAGGAGAGCUCCUUUCGACAAGUGAAUCCUAAAGCUGGAGAGUUUGCUUACUCUACAGACAAUGUCUUUGAGCAGGAGAUUUACUUUGAUGAAGUCAAGAUUGUCCACCAGAUUGGUGGAAGGAAGGACCAGAUUCUUCUGGAAAAUGCCCAUAAGUACAGCAAGCAGCUAUCCAAGAUCUUUCCUGAAACUCCAGAAAAGUGGAGUUCCCAGCCUGUUCCUGAAGCACCUUUUAGGCCUAUGAGAGGAGCCCAGCGUUGGAUUGCUUUGCCUACCCUAAUCAAGGAUCAGACGAUGCAAUUAGGUGAGGAAGAUACGUCCAUCAAGACUAGGAGACUGAAGAAGCAAGUGACUCCACUGAAGGAAGAAGUGACUUGGGAACUGGUGGUCCUACGGAAGAUGCUACAGGAGUGGAAGAAAGCCUGGGAAUUCAUUAUUGAGUGGCACCAUGAGACAGUGGAGAGCCUAAGGCAGAGCUUGGUAAACAUGUAUGAUGACAUUCGUAUACAAGCCAUCGUUACAUGCGCCACAGCUGCUUUGGAAAGGCCAAGGACUACUAUCACACAAAGUGAUUCAGGUGAGAUUAUCAAGGACUUGCCAGAUGCUCUACAGCCUGCCCUGGAAGCUGCUCUUUAUGACAAGAAUUCCAAUGUGAGGAUGGCAGCAGCAUUAUGUCAGUAUGCAAUACAGACACAUAAUCCACGUGCCCAGGACAUCAUGCAGGAUGUCCUUGUGCAGGGUAAUAGUGUGGAUAGCUGGGCUGCAGCUCAGUGCUUGGCUCUGGAAGGUGUUGCAACUUACCCAGUGAUCAAGAGGAUCCUCCAAGAGCUGUUUAACAAGCGGAAUGAGGAAACCGAAAACCAGGCUUGUAUUCUACUAAGCCAUCUCAGUAGAAAAACGACCCUGAUACACACCAUGCUUGCGGUAGAGCUGAACAGCAGUCAAUGGAAGGACCGAAUCGUUGCCUGCAGAGCUUUUGCCAGGAUCAGUGGCAACGUUUGCUUAGAUAUGAAACAUAAAUUGAUCCAGCUGAUGUGGAAUGACUGGAGUAAGGAAGUGAGGCAAGCAGCUGCUCAAGCCCUAGGACAAAUGAGCCUUGGGAAAGAGGUGCAUGACACAAUCAGGGUUAAGCUGGGUCAAGGAAAUUCCCAGGAGCGUGUAGAGGCCCUUUCCCUGAUAGGCGGACUCAAGCUUAUGACUGCAAAACUUCUCCCAAGCUUCCUACAUUGCUUCUCUGAUGACUUCAUAGCAGUUCGGCAGGCAGCCUGUUUAGCAGCAGGUGCCCUGAAGAUCCAGAAUAAGUUGGUACUCGAAUGCCUCCUGAAACUGAUGCACAGAGAUCCGUACUGGAAAAUCAAGGCUUUUGCCAUUCGAGCCUUGGGACAGAUUGGACAAGUGAGUCCCCAGCUGACAGAUCUCCUGCUCUGGGCUAUCCACUAUGAAGACGCACCAGGAGUACGACUGGAAGCGUGUCGUAGCAUUCAAGCCCUCAAACUUCAGGGGGACCAAGUCAGGGAUACCUUCCUACAUGUACUGCUCCUGGAGAACCAUGAGGCUGUUCUCAAGGAAGUUUAUCGGGCAAUGACAACACUCAACAUAGAUAAAGAAGGUCAUCAAGAACUGCUUCAGGAAAUCAAGAACAAGAUUCAAGCGCUAAACCAAAAGGACUUGCUGAACCAGAAAAUACUCAAAAUGGAGAUGGUCGUAGGAAAAAUGAAGGAAGAAGCAAAACGUAUUUACUCACAUCCCAAAGAAGGGAAAAAAACAUUAGAUUUCCCUACUUUUCUCCAAGAUACUUUUAAAGAUGAAAUGAUUCUUUCUAGAAGACCAUCUGAGAUCUGUAACACUGAAGCAGUCAUAAAGCCUGUGUUGCCCCCAACACCAAAUCCCUGGCUACGAAGUCCAGUGGUAGCCCUUAACAUGCGAAGAAGUCGGCCACCAUUAGAUCUCCGUACCAUCCGGGAAAAAAGGAUUGCUAUGGGACCUUUUGGGGCUCCCAGUGAGGAGUUGUAGCUGGGUAAUACUCAGACUUUUUUCCAGACUCAAGACUUCUCCCUUUGGAAGGAAAGAUGCUCAUGGAUAGACUGAAUGCUUCUCUUGCUCCACGAAGCAGGCAG